AUGUCGACUCAGAUAACUGUUGUACCUGCCUCAACAAAGCUUGGGAGAGAGACCGUUCGCUUACUCUUGGCCUCCCCAGCCAAGCCUACUAUCCGUGGCAUCUAUCGCGAUACUUCCAAGGCCCCAGAUGAAUACAUAAGCCACCCAAACUUCAGUGCAGUCAAGGGCGAUGUUGCAUCUGAGGAGAGCCUCGAUUUCAGCAACUCAGAUGCCGUUCUCUAUGUCCCGCCCCCAACUUAUGAGAACAUCGACCAAAGCGACUGGGCCAAACAAACCGCGAAUAAUGUCAAAAGCGCCUUGCAAAAAUCAGGCGUCAAAAGACUUGUUGUUCUGUCUGGUUUGGGUUCUCACAAUGACCAUGGUAUCGGCUUUGUACGCUUGAAUUAUCACACCGACAAGAUUCUUAAGGGAUGUGUCCCUGAAGUGACUAUUAUACAGUCUACUCACUUUCAGGAAGAGUUCGAGUACAUGUUUCAAAUGCCGCUGGGAGAUCCGCCAAUAAUUUCCUCAUGGAUUGCCCCAAGGGAGUUCAAGAUCCCAAUCGUCAGUCUUAGAGACGUUGGCGAAAUCUGCGCAAAUCACCUACUUAGCAAGCUCGAAAGUCCCAGUCCGCAAGUCCUCAAGAUCUUUGGUCCUCGUCCCUACAGUUCAAGCGACCUGAGAGAUAUGUUUGAGGAAAUCACUGGCAAUAAGGUUGAGCUCGGGCUUGCGCAAGGUGAAGAUUUGAAGUCUUUCUUCAGACAGAUACUGCCCGAAUAUUGUAUUCCGGACUUCAUGGAAAUGAUAGAAUCGUCACUGCCGGGUGGAUUGAUUGCGAAGGAGUAUGAGGUCGAUGAAAACACUGUGACUGGCAAGGUUGACAUGUUGGAGGUUUUCCGUGAACUGGGUGAGAAGUAUGGAUGUUCCUACUAA
Fusarium redolens is the source of this 912-nucleotide messenger RNA. RefSeq lists its product as uncharacterized. NCBI's taxonomy places the organism in Eukaryota, Fungi, Ascomycota, Sordariomycetes, Hypocreales, Nectriaceae. The transcript is spliced from 2 exons. The record is from RefSeq and is a predicted model, not a curated record. The coding region runs from base 1 to 912 and encodes 303 amino acids.